Messenger RNA from Physella acuta, 822 nucleotides. RefSeq lists its product as uncharacterized. Lineage: Eukaryota; Metazoa; Mollusca; Gastropoda; Physidae. The record is from RefSeq and is a predicted model, not a curated record.
GACACACAUAUAUUGUGCAUUACAUAAUAGCUUAUUACAUAAGCCCUAUUUUUCUAUUUACUUACUUAUUCGAUUAUCAUUUGCAUAAACUCCUCCCAAGCUGUCACGUCAAAAAACUGGUAUAAACAGCGGUCCAAUCAGGAAAGCUUAUUGAUUGUAUAUUUUCCUAUAUUAACUUAUGUUUUAUUUAUUACUGCAUUCUAGAUCUGCAAAAAGUGUUGAGGUAUGUUAAUGUUAGUCAACUUAGGAAUGGGCAUCUGUAUUGAAUUCAAAGUACUCGCUGCGCUAGUUUUUGUUGCUGGUGUGGAACCAGAUUGUCGAUAUGUAGACUGGAGCGUUUCCUUUAAGAGGCUUGGACUGUCAGAGUGUGAUCGAUUAGGAGACAUGAUUGACAGUUUAUGUAGAAGUCCAGUAGGCCGAUACGCUGAUCUUAUUGACCGACUGGAACGUGUUAGAUGCUGCAGUAUACCAUUUCCAUGGCAAGAGGGCUAUGACUAUGUUCACGAAAAUUGGUGGUAUUCUAUGGAAACAGAUUCUACCUGGUCAUUGUGUAGACCUGGGUAUUUCCUCACUGGUCUGUAUAGGUCAGUAUUUAAGUUAUACCUCAGCGACCUCGAGGAAGGACGCUGCACAAGACCACGUAACCAUCCUUCUAAGUAUGGACACUGCGAGGAUAAUGACAUCUCGGAUUGUUUUGAGCAGGCUAAGUGUUGCUCUUGCCCAGAGGGAAGCUUCAUUGUUGGUCUGUAUCGUGGUAAUUGUAACGACCUAGGAUGCUUGGACAAGCUACGCUGCUGCACGCUGGCUGAGUCACCGCAUUAA